Messenger RNA from Anthonomus grandis grandis, 1018 nucleotides. RefSeq names its product putative beta-carotene-binding protein. The transcript has 4 exons. Lineage: Eukaryota; Metazoa; Arthropoda; Insecta; Coleoptera; Curculionidae. The record is from RefSeq and is a predicted model, not a curated record. The coding region runs from base 97 to 840 and encodes 247 amino acids.
CCGUCAAAGUUAACAUUUUGAAUGAGCCGAGUUAGGUGUGCAAUCAGUGUCGUCUGCUCACCGUGACAAGAAGUCUGAUUAUCAAAAAAUCAUAGGAUGGAUUUAUCGCGUAUUUUUUGUGUUUUUAUAGUGGUUGGUGCUGUAGGAUCUGCUAGAGUAAAGAAAUUUCCAACCUAUAUUGAAAAAUGUCGUCAGAGCGAUGUAAACUUUGAAAAAUGCCUUCUGAAAGCGGUCCAGAAUGCCAAGGCUCAUCUGCAAGAGGGCAUACCGGAGUUUCGUUUACCGAAAAUGAAUCCUUUGAUCAUACCCGAAGUUGGAUUAGAUGCUGGGGCAGGAUUUAUAGCUCGAUUUGAAAACGUGGAAAUUUAUGACGCAGACAAAUUCACCAUUAAGAAGUUUGACGUAAGUUUGGAAGAUAACAAAGUGAAAUUUGAUAUGUCCUUUCCGUUCAUAAGGAUAAAGGCGAAUUACUACAUAUUCGGGAAAGUUUUGUUCUUUAAUUUGGACGGGUCUGGACCGGCGGAUGGAAAUAUUACAAAUUGUAGAGUAGUUGCCACAAUGAACGGACAAAGGUACUAUCAACAAGACAAACAAUACCUUAAACUAACAGAAACCGUAAUUGAGGACAUCGACUUUGGAAAACCGAAUUUCCGAUUUUACAACUUGUUUAGGAACAAUCCGGAAUUAACCGAACAAACGAACAAGAUCCUGAACGCCAACAUGCAGGAACUUUUAAACGAUUUAAGACCGACCCUGGAACAGACCAUCGGGAAAACCGUUUUGGAGUUCAUCGGGAGAGUUUUCGCCCGGUUUUCGAUAGACGAACUUUUCCCAAAAUAAUUGGAUUUAAUUAAAAUUAAUUAUGUUAUGUUCCUUGUACAUAAAUAAGUAAAUUAUGUAGGUUUUGGAUAGUGCUAUAAUAAAGUUUAAUUAUUUAUAAUUAUGAGGCAAUUUUGAAACGUUAUUGCUCGCGUAUAUUUGCUCACAAAUAUUUGUCAUUAAAGAGUGCUAAAAAAUA